UCUCCCGUCCCCUCUAGACCUAGCUUCGAAGACCCUUAUUACGAUCGCAGCGUCCCUCCUGUCCCGUUUGAGGAUGGGUCAGUGGAUGUUUACGGCGCACCAGCUAGACGCCCCAGACCGCCGGUUGAUAUGCCACAUCCAGGACCACCACCGAACGACUAUCUUCCGCCAAGGCCUAUAGAGCACCAGCCACCGCCUCCUCCUGCUCGCCGUCCGGUCCCAGACUUCGUUACAGUUUUCGUGGGGAAUUUACCACCAUCUGUGACUGUGGAUCAGCUUGCAAGCAUUAUGCGAGACUACUACUUCGUCCCCGGUUCGGUUCGAGUCCGCAGAGAUAUUCAUGGUGUACCAACAGGAGAAGCUUUAGUAGAUUUUAACUCAAAUUAUGAUGCGGAUAGAGUUAUCAGAGACCUCACUGGUUACCGCAUUUCCGGUCGCCCGAUUGUCUUACGGUACGAUCGUCGACCUUAA
Molecule: messenger RNA, 471 nt
Organism: Echinostoma caproni
Lineage: Eukaryota; Metazoa; Platyhelminthes; Trematoda; Plagiorchiida; Echinostomatidae
Source: the annotation of a GenBank genome assembly